This is a messenger RNA of Hyposmocoma kahamanoa, 687 nucleotides long. RefSeq lists its product as uncharacterized. The transcript has 5 exons. Bases 1 to 687 code for a protein of 228 amino acids. The record is from RefSeq and is a predicted model, not a curated record. Lineage: Eukaryota; Metazoa; Arthropoda; Insecta; Lepidoptera; Cosmopterigidae.
AUGACCUGUGUAAGAACACUGUGCGAGCGUUCGGACGUAGUUGCCCUGCAGGAGACGUGGCUACUUCGUGAGGUGUACGAGAUGAUCCUUGGAGUGGAAGGUGGUUGGACCACUGUAUUGUUUCCCUCUCAGCUUGGCAUACCAUUAUCAAACGGCAUGCGUGUCGGUUGCCGCGUGGAUGGUGUUCGUAUUAACAACAUCAGCUACGCGGACGACAUGGUGCUGCUGGGCCCGACAGCGAGGUCUUUCGAAGAGAUACUAAAGGCCGCCAGUAAUAAUCUUAAAGAAUUGCCAGAAGUAACCCUUAACGGCAUGAACAUUAAAAGAGUAUCUUUCAAAUAUCUAGGUCAUUACGUUACCGACGACCUUAAGGACAAUGCCGACAUUGAUAGAGAGCGUAGGGCUCUAGCGGGAGCCUAUGGGUUGACUACACCAAACGGCCGCUGGAGACCCUACGUGUACACUAAUUAUAUUUUUAGAAUGAUGUUGGGACUGCCUAGUUUCUGCAGCGCAUCGGGGAUGUUUGCAGAGUACGAGACGGAUGGUUUUGCUGCCAUCCUCCGGAAAAAGACAGCAUCCCUGAUGCGCAGAGUGUGGGACAGUCCCAACAGCAUCCUACAAACUGUAGCUGGUAGAAUUACCUCUCCCACGUGGCAACGCUUCAUGAGAAAGGGAUUUGAAAAUUAA